Acomys russatus (golden spiny mouse) is the source of this 3333-nucleotide messenger RNA. It is a transcript of the gene Slc8a2, whose product is annotated as solute carrier family 8 member A2. Gene Ontology annotation, cellular component: postsynapse; axon; sarcolemma. The record is from RefSeq and is a predicted model, not a curated record. NCBI's taxonomy places the organism in Eukaryota, Metazoa, Chordata, Mammalia, Rodentia, Muridae. Bases 149 to 2914 code for a protein of 921 amino acids. Gene Ontology annotation, biological process: sodium ion transmembrane transport; cell communication; calcium ion import across plasma membrane. Gene Ontology annotation, molecular function: calcium:sodium antiporter activity. The transcript is spliced from 10 exons.
CCUCGCAUCCCCUCUCCUCCCUCCUCCCUGCUCUCCUUCAGUCCCCGGCUCCUCUCCCUCUUUCUCCCUCUCCUCCUCGGUGGAGGCGCCCACCACGGGGGCCCAGCGGGGACCGGCCCGGCCGCAAGGCAGGACCCCACCACCCACCAUGGCUCCCUUGGCCUUGGUGGGGGUUGCACUCCUCCUGGGAGUACCCCACUGCUCCGGGGAAGCCACUCCGACCCCUUCCCUGCCGCCUCCCCCAGCUAACGACAGCGAUGCCAGCACAGGCGGCUGCCAAGGUUCAUACCGCUGCCAACCAGGGGUGCUGCUGCCUGUGUGGGAACCAGACGACCCAUCGCUGGGGGACAAGGCUGCGCGGGCCGUGGUGUACUUUGUGGCCAUGGUCUACAUGUUCCUGGGCGUGUCCAUCAUCGCUGAUCGCUUUAUGGCAUCCAUUGAGGUCAUCACAUCCAAGGAGAAAGAGAUCACCAUUACCAAGGCCAAUGGGGAGACCAGUGUGGGCACCGUGCGCAUCUGGAACGAGACGGUAUCCAACCUCACACUCAUGGCUUUGGGUUCCUCGGCGCCUGAGAUCCUGCUGUCUGUCAUCGAGGUCUGUGGCCAUAACUUCCAGGCGGGCGAGCUAGGCCCAGGCACCAUCGUGGGCAGCGCCGCCUUCAACAUGUUUGUGGUCAUUGCUGUGUGUGUGUAUGUCAUCCCGGCUGGUGAGAGCCGUAAGAUCAAACACCUACGGGUCUUCUUCGUCACAGCCUCCUGGAGCAUCUUUGCCUAUGUCUGGCUUUAUCUCAUUCUAGCAGUUUUCUCCCCAGGCGUGGUCCAGGUGUGGGAGGCACUGCUGACACUGGUCUUCUUCCCGGUGUGCGUGGUGUUCGCCUGGAUGGCGGACAAGCGGCUGCUCUUCUACAAGUACGUGUACAAGCGCUACCGCACCGACCCUCGCAGCGGAAUCAUCAUCGGGGCAGAGGGAGACCCGCCCAAGAGCAUCGAGUUGGACGGCACGUUCGUGGGCAGCGAGGUCCCGGGCGAGCUGGGUGCACUGGGCACAGGUCCUGCCGAGGCGCGGGAGCUGGACGCCAGCAGGCGUGAGGUCAUCCAGAUUCUUAAGGACUUGAAGCAGAAGCACCCGGACAAGGACCUGGAGCAGCUGGUGGGCAUUGCCAAGUACUACGCAUUGCUGCACCAGCAGAAGAGCCGCGCCUUCUACCGCAUCCAGGCUACACGGCUGAUGACGGGUGCGGGCAACGUGCUGCGCAGACACGCCGCGGAUGCGGCCCGCAGGCCUGGGGCCAACGACGGCACAGCCGACGAUGAGGAUGAUGGUGCCAGCCGCAUCUUCUUUGAGCCCAGCCUCUACCACUGCCUGGAGAACUGCGGGUCAGUGCUGCUGUCGGUGGCCUGCCAGGGCGGUGAGGGCAACAGCACCUUCUACGUGGACUACCGAACCGAGGACGGCUCUGCCAAGGCGGGCUCUGACUAUGAGUACAGCGAAGGCACACUGGUGUUCAAGCCCGGAGAGACGCAGAAGGAGCUGCGCAUCGGCAUCAUCGACGACGACAUCUUCGAGGAGGACGAGCACUUCUUCGUGCGGCUGCUGAACCUGCGCGUGGGCGACGCGCAGGGCAUGUUUGAGCCCGACGGAGGCGGGCGGCCCAAGGGGCGGCUGGUGGCGCCGCUGCUGGCCACCGUCACCAUCCUGGACGACGACCACGCGGGCAUCUUCUCCUUCCAGGACCGCCUGCUGCACGUGAGCGAGUGCAUGGGCACGGUGGAUGUGCGUGUAGUGCGCAGCUCAGGCGCGCGUGGCACUGUACGCCUCCCCUACCGCACAGUGGACGGCACGGCCCGUGGCGGCGGUGUACACUAUGAGGACGCUUGUGGAGAGCUGGAGUUCGGCGAUGACGAGACCAUGAAGACCCUUCAGGUCAAGAUAGUGGAUGACGAGGAGUACGAAAAGAAAGACAACUUCUUCAUUGAGCUGGGCCAGCCCCAGUGGCUUAAGCGGGGCAUCUCAGCUCUGCUACUCAACCAAGGGGAAGCAGACAGGACGCUGACUGCAGAGGAGGAAGAGGCCCGGAGGAUAGCAGAGAUGGGCAAGCCAGUUCUUGGAGAGAACUGUCGCCUCGAGGUCAUCAUUGAGGAGUCUUAUGACUUUAAGAACACGGUGGAUAAACUCAUAAAGAAAACGAACCUCGCCUUGGUGAUUGGGACUCAUUCAUGGAGGGAACAGUUUUUAGAGGCAGUUACCGUGAGCGCAGGGGACGAGGAGGAGGAGGAGGACGGAUCUCGGGAGGAGCGACUGCCAUCCUGCUUUGACUACGUGAUGCACUUCCUGACGGUGUUCUGGAAGGUUCUGUUCGCCUGCGUUCCACCUACGGAGUACUGCCAUGGCUGGGCGUGCUUCGGCGUCUGCAUCCUGGUCAUUGGUCUGCUCACUGCUCUGAUCGGGGACCUGGCUUCACACUUUGGGUGCACCGUGGGUCUCAAGGACUCAGUCAACGCCGUGGUCUUCGUAGCCCUGGGAACCUCCAUCCCUGACACUUUCGCCAGCAAGGUGGCUGCGCUGCAGGACCAGUGUGCCGACGCAUCCAUCGGCAACGUGACCGGCUCCAACGCGGUGAACGUGUUCCUGGGUCUGGGUGUGGCCUGGUCGGUGGCCGCGGUGUACUGGGCGGUGCAGGGCCGCCCGUUCGAGGUGCGUACAGGCACGCUGGCCUUCUCGGUCACACUCUUCACCGUCUUCGCCUUCGUGGGCAUCGCUGUGCUGUUGUACCGGCGCCGGCCACACAUCGGCGGCGAGCUGGGCGGCCCACGGGGACCAAAGCUAGCCACCACCGCGCUCUUCCUGGGCCUCUGGUUUCUCUACAUUCUCUUCGCCAGCCUCGAGGCUUACUGCCACAUCCGGGGCUUCUAGGGCCCUAGCCACUUACUGAGGGUGGGAGCUUGGUGGCGUUUGCUCUUGGACCCGCCCCUGUCUCCCGGUCCAGACUCAACCUGGGCUCCUGGGACUCCUCUCCUAGGCUCCCUCCUUGCCAACCCUCUUGGGAUCAAGCUGCUUCCCUUUCCACCUGGAAUCCCAUCCUUCGCCCUCUCUUCUCAGCCGCCACCCCUCCAGUCCAUCCUCUGUGAGUUAUACCGGCACCCCCUGGCCAGAUACCCACCCACCAGACCCCCCGCCUCCUCUGUUUCCCUGGACCUGAUUUUGUCUUCUGUCCUCCAACCCACAAACCUCUAUCUGUGACCCGGGGUCUUAGAACAUCUCCCCAGGUACCUAAGAGAGAGGCUGUGGUAUCCCAGGAAACCACCCACCCGCCUCCCUUACACCCCCUUACC